UCGUGCCCCGAGUCAGCUGUUCGCCCCGGCUCAGCUGAGCGCCGUGGAGCCUGCGCAAGGCGGAGACUGAGGCAGGGGAGGGAGAAGAUGGCGGAGGCAGAGGUUUGGAGUACGUCCUAAAUUGGAAGAGUUAAAAUACUGACUUCAAGUGGAUCCUCCCCAGUCACACUGGUGGAUAUCACCUAGUGCGUCAUGGCAGAAAGCGAUGCAGCACCAACCAUAUCAAAAAAGUGUGGUCCAUACAUUUCGUCUGUAACUAGUCAUGGCAUAAACUUGGUGAUACGUGGAUUAGUGCUGUUCUUUAUUGGCGUGUUUCUUGCAUUAGUGUUAAACUUGCUACAGAUUCAGAGAAAUGUCACACUCUUUCCACCAGAUGUGAUCACAAGCAUCUUCUCUUCAGCUUGGUGGGUACCACCUUGCUGUGGCACAGCCUCAGCUGUGAUUGGGUUGUUGUAUCCCUGCAUGGACAGACAUCUGGGAGAGCCACAUAAAUUUAAGAGAGAAUGGUCCAGUGUAAUGCGAUGUGUAGCAGUCUUUGUGGGUAUCAAUCAUGCUAGUGCUAAAGUGGAUUUUGCCAACAACAUACAGUUGUCUCUUACACUCGCAGCGCUUUCAAUUGGACUAUGGUGGACCUUUGAUAGAUCACGAAGUGGCUUUGGUCUUGGAAUAGGAAUUGCUUUUCUGGCCACCUUGGUAUCACAGCUUCUGGUCUACAAUGGGGUUUACCAAUAUACAUCUCCAGAUUUCCUUUAUGUUCGUUCCUGGUUACCAUGUAUAUUUUUUGCUGGUGGCAUUACUGUGGGGAACAUUGGUAGGCAGCUGGCAAUGGACACCAAGGCUACCUCCUGAAACGAGAAAUGUCCUUGAACAAUUGAACAGCAGAGAAAACCAGCUGGAGCCUGUUGCUUCUUAUUUUUUCACCUUUUUAGGAUUCUAAACAUCUGUUUGUGAAUGUGUCUGAUCACUAGAUGGGAAUUUAAAGCAAAUACACCAUUCACUAUUUUUAGCGCAGUGCAGGCCUUUAAAAAUUACCCAUACGUCUACUGCAAACCAAGCAAACAAACAACGUAUUUGGAACCAGAAAAUCCCCAAAUCCAAAAUAUCGUGAGUGGCUUUAACAUUGUUGUCCAAAGCAUAUGAAAUACAACAUUUUGGAGUUGGUAAUUGCUUUUAGUGAAAUCUCUGAAACCCACAGAUUUAUAUUUGUUCAGUUUCCUUUAAAAUGGAUCGGUAUAGCUGCUUCUAUUUUUUUUACACAGAUUUCUGAGAAGGUGAUAUUUGCCCAUACAGUUCUAUUUUUUUAUUUUAUUAUAAAAGAUUCUAACUGUUGAUUUAUUAUGUAUGGAACAAAUUGUGUCUUUGAAACAUGCUGUAGUAUAAUGACUUGAGUUAGCACCGAAGAUACAUUUGCAGGGACCAGCAGUCAAUUUUGACUCAGAGUAGAUAAUACACCAACUGUGUAUUAAGUUUAAUGUAGAUUAAUGUGAGUUGCUUCCCUUUGCAUGUAUGUACACAGGUACAAAUAAUUAAGAUUAAUUUCCACUAGAUAUAAUGGCUCUCAUUGUGCACGGUGCCAUAAAAUUCUUCUUUAAUAGCUAUUAAUUGGAUGUAUUCGCUUUGAUGGUAAAGUCCUGAUUAGUCUUGUUACCCUACAGUCCCUGUCCCCCUCCCUUAGCCCACUUUUGUGCUUAGGGAAAGAUUUACAAGAAGAGAGUCACAGCUAUGCAGUUUAUUAGCAAAAAAUCAAUACAUGUAUCCUUUCCUCCUACACAUAUAAAAGGUUCUACAAAACAUAGUGACUCUGCAUAGUGUUAAAAGGAAAGACAUGGGACAUGUUUCCAUUGCUUUAUUCCCCAUCCUCCUUCCCUCAUACAGAACUUUCACAAGGAACAAUUCACAGUUUUUGCUGGGUUUCCUUUUACAUCUUUGUUUUCUUCCUUUGGCUUCUGUAUGGGAUAGGAACCUCAGGAUUACUCAGUGGUAACAUAACACCAUACACUGAGAGCUUACUGGUGCCAAGCUAUAAGAUGCAAGACUGAAGUGAACAAUCUCUUUUAUUGGCUGGUCCCAAAUAUUUUUUUUUGGAAAAGAUUCAGUCAUUUUCCCCCCACAUCUCCAUUCUUUGACCUACUGGCAAUCCUAGGCACUAAGGGCCAGAAUCUCUUCUGGUACUAGCCAAUGUAGCUUCAUUGACAUCUGUGGCACUAUUCUGAUUUACAUCAGCUGAGGAUUUGGCCUAGGUUUUUUUUGUUUUUGUUUUUAUAAUAAUAUUUUUUUACAAACGUUAAUUACAGAUGGGUAAAGUCACAUAGAAACUAAUGUCUAAGGCCAACCCUUUCAAAUCAGGGUCACCCAGAGCAGGGGGCAAGUGGGGCAAUUUUCCCCAGACCCCACAGGGGCCCCGUGAGCCCUGGCCUAGCGGCAGUCCGGGUCUUUGGUGGCAUUUCAGCAGCGGGGGGCCCUUCAGUGCUGACAAAGACGCAGAGUGACUGAAGGCCCCCUUGCCACUGAAGACCUGGACCGCUGCCAGGUGAGUACAAGCACCACAGCUCCCUCACUUUGCCCCAGGCCCCCUGAAUCCUCUGGGCGGCCCUGUUUCAAAUUUUGGUGCCUAAAUACGGGGCAUCUAAUCAAGUGGCUUCUAUAGAUUUUCAGUGGUGCUGAGCUUCUGAAGGCAGUAACAGAUGCAGGAGGUCAGCAGCUCAGGAAAUCAGGCAAAUUAUUUUGUUGCCUAAGUAUGGAUUCAGGAACCUAACUUUAAGCCCCCAAGUUUGAAAAUAUCAGCCAUUUUUAGAUGUGUAUGUGUGUGUAAAAAUUUGCAUGCAUUUUUUUUCAUGCUUGAAUUGCACUUGCAAAAUGCUCAGGGCAAAUGUACAACAGCAGCUUGUAUGUGUGCAUUGGGCAUUGUGUGCCUGGAACAUUUGUGUGCACUUUUAAAUAAUUAGGCCUGAAUCCCAGGAUUCUUCCAUUACAGUUUGCUGCUCUCGCAACUUUCCCACCCUAACACAAAUCCUCUGUACUGUCAUAUUAUUAAAACACUGUCCUGAUGCCUUCCUUUUUGGUGAUUAAGGAAUAACUACCAUGCCAUAGGGUUACGGGUAGCAAUAAACAGACUUUGGGGUUAACAAAUUAAGAUUUGGGAUAUGUGGUGCUAUUCUAUGCACUCCUGGACAUUCAGGCUAUGUCUGCACUUAUGGCAGCAUGUAGAAUAUGGGCACUACAUGUGUAGCUACAUGCCACAUUGAAAAGCACACUGCAUCCAGGGUUGGCACAGAGGUAUGUAGCUACACCUGGCAGUGAAAGACUGUGGCAGCAAGGAGACAAUGGGGAAAGGCUCCAGCAGUGGGGCACUAUUUUGCUAAAAAUAGCAUAAAUGUGGGAGGCACAGUUUGGGUAUGUAGAGAGACAUGUAGGCUCAAUACCAUAGGAUUCAGGCAUGUGGGCACUCUACUUGUUUAAGCCAUGCCACACCGUCUACACUGCUACUUAUACCCAUGCUAGCUGGGCAUGCAGUGUUUGUGCUUGUGGAAGAAAACAGAGUCUUCACUCAGGUUGGUUGCAACAAGUCAGAGACAGUUUAUUUUCCUGACACUUGCAAGGUGGGGAGAGUACACCCGGACAGAGGUUUCCCCUCGUCCCAGGCAGGUCUCCGUUAGAUAAACAAUUAGGGCAAGCAUUUAUACCUUGUGUUACAGACAAUAAUGAUCAACAACCGCAUUUGUUUAUACAUAUUCCUUCUGAUAUCUUAUUUUUCUCAGCAGUUCCUGCUACAGUCUGUAUUCCUUUCUUAUCUAACACAAGGUCAAAAACACUAUUUCUUACAGUAUUUUUUUUGUUCCACUCACUUUCCACUUGCCCAGGCCCUACCUGAAAUCUCGCAUUAUUAGAGCUAGUGUUAGCCUAACUCUUACUUUAUUCCUAAAAGUUAAGAUAUCUGCGUUCAAAUCCCCUUUAUCCUUUUCUCUGUUUCCACAUGCUCUACAUGUCACUGUAAGCAUAGACGUGUCUUCAGUUUAGUCAAGUCUUGAUUUGGCCCUUACUUUUACAUGCCUUGCUCUGUACUGUUGUAAAAUCUGUGGAUAGUAAUUAAAGGAGUUGCAAAUGCCAGGAGAGUUUGUCCCCAAUCAGUACAGCUGAAGGAGGAGGUUUCAUAGAUUACAAACCUGGAGGGGACCACUGUGACCAUCUAGUCUGAUCUGUGUAACACAGGCCACUGGAUUUCCCCAAAUUAAUUCCUCUUUCAACUAGAGCAUGUCUUUUUUAAAAAAUCCAAUCUUGAUUAAAAAAAAUGUCCAGUAAUGGAGAAUCCACCACAGCCCUUGGUAAAUUGUUCCACUGGUUAAUUAUCCUCAUUGUUAAAAAUGUACACCUAUUUCUAGUCUACAUUUGACUAGCUUCAACUUUUUGCUUUUGGAUCUUGUUAUACCUUUGUUCACUAGUCUGAAGAAUUAUCACAUUUCUGUCCCCCAGGUAGGUAUUUAUAGACUGUGAUCAAGUCACCCCCUAACCUUCACUUUGAUAUGCUAAAUCGAUUAAGUCACUUGAGUCUUUCACUAUAAGGCAUAUUUUCAAACCCUUUAAAAUUCCCUGGGGGCAGGGACUGUCCUUUUGUUCUGUGUUUGUGCAGCACCUUGCACAGUGGGGUCCUGGUCCAUUAAUAGGGCUCCAAUUACAAAUAAUAAAUAAUAAUUAUUAUUGUGGCACUUCUCUGAACCCUGUCCAAUAUUUCAACAUCCUUCCUGAACUGUGGGCACCAGAACUAGGCACAUGUUUGGCUCCAUCUCUCUGUGGAAUGAGGCACAGAUGCUGCCCCUUCCAAAGCUUGCAGUUUUCAGGAUAUUGGCAGAAGGCUAGCUGUGGAGAGGCUUUGGGCUCCCAUGCACCGGCUCUGUACCACCGGCAGCAUACCUCUUCCAAUGCCUUCUCUUAGGCUGCGGCUUCCCCCGGUACCCUUGUCAAAAGGAGGAUGAGAUCACCACAGAGGAAACUGUGCUGCUAGUCCACAGUAAUUAACCCUAGGCUGCUGAGGGGGGAAACAUAUGUGUCCCUGGCCUCACAUCCAUACAAAGUGGGGCUACUUCCUAUGCCAGCCCUCUCAGUCCCCACCAAGCCCACACAAGAAGGGGAACCGCUAUAUGUGGAGAGGAUGCUUCGCACUUAUAUCUGGGGGAUGUGACUGGGUGCUAGGGAGCCUAAUCCUGCACACAUGUGCUCCCAUAUCGAAUGUGACUUUUGCACUCAAGUGUUUGCAAGACCAGGUCCUUUUGUCAAGGAGGGUUUUGUAGCUGUGCAAGACAAACCUACCUUUAGCCAGAUUGCAGUUGGCUGUUAGCUUGUGGGAUCACUGUGCUUAAUGAUUUUAAUGCACUAACAACCAAAGCCAAGUCCUAAAAAUGUAUCAUUUUUAAAUGAUCUACAUGCAUGAUAAAAGUACAUGAUAAAAUGCCCCAUAGUAGGGUCAACACUUCUAGUUCCAUGAAUCUCUGCUAUUUAUUUCUUUGGGCAAUAUUCCACUGUACAAUGUGGAUUUUGGAGGACAUAUAGUGAUAGAUCUAUAUUGCUAUCUUUAAUUGUAUUUCAAUAUCCAUAAAUGCUCCUUAAAGUACUCAGGUCUCUCCUUGCAGUCAGGAAAAACUCAUACUGGGCCAGAUCUUCAGCUGGUGCAAAUCAACAUAACAUCAUUUAUCCAAUUUACACCCCCCUCCAAGGAGCCAACUGAUUGAUGUCAUUGUGAGUUUUCUCAGAGUGAGAUUGAAGAAUUGGUCAUUUUAUGAGAUCAACAAUCUCUCAAACAUUAAUGUGUAAUAUUCCUUCUCCUAUCCCCAAAUUACAAGUGUGCAUAAUAAUGGCAAGUAUAACAAAAGUAAUAAAAAUAUUACCUAUUCCUUGUAGGUUACUCAUUUUAAACUAUCAGAGGGGUAGCCGUGUUAGUCUGGAUCUGUAAAAGCAGCAAAGAAUCCUGUGGCACCUUAUAGACUAACAGAUGUUUUGGAGCAUGAGCUUGAGCUCAUUUUAAACUGCCUAGUAAUUAUACAUUUAUUAUAAUUAUAUGUGUGAUAUGUAGCAAGAAAAAGUGACUAUUAAGAGAAGUAAUUAAGAACAGUAUUUCUUGCUCCUAAAAA
Messenger RNA from Gopherus flavomarginatus (Mexican gopher tortoise), 6122 nucleotides. It is a transcript of the gene INSIG2, whose product is annotated as insulin induced gene 2. The record is from RefSeq and is a predicted model, not a curated record. Gene Ontology annotation, biological process: SREBP signaling pathway; SREBP-SCAP complex retention in endoplasmic reticulum; cholesterol biosynthetic process. Gene Ontology annotation, cellular component: SREBP-SCAP-Insig complex; endoplasmic reticulum. The coding region runs from base 193 to 849 and encodes 218 amino acids. The transcript is spliced from 6 exons. NCBI's taxonomy places the organism in Eukaryota, Metazoa, Chordata, Testudines, Testudinidae.